Molecule: messenger RNA, 4067 nt
Organism: Poecilia reticulata (guppy)
Lineage: Eukaryota; Metazoa; Chordata; Actinopteri; Cyprinodontiformes; Poeciliidae
Source: RefSeq, a predicted model, not a curated record
GUGUGGUGAUUGGAAAACUUAAUAUUUUAGUUUGAGAUAAUCCAUUUUGUUGAUGUUCUUUGUCUCCAUGGAGAUGGUAAUAUUGAAAGAAGCAUUUGGAACAAUAUAAUUGUGUCAACAUUCAUCUGAGUUUAUUGCUGGGUUGUGUGCAGCCAUGAUCUUCAGACUGAUGUAAUGAAUUUCAUAACACUACCUUUAGUCAUAACUGACCCAUUUGAAGUAAUAUUAACAUGUGAUAAGUAAGACUUUGAGGCAUCAUGCACACAUAAGCACUUUGUAUUGCCUUGUUGCUGAAAAUGUGCUAUAUAAAUAAAAUUACCCUUACCUUUUACCUAUAAGGGAUGCAGAUUAUUAUUUUAAUUAUUUUGUCUGGCUUAUCUCCAGACAAAAUAUAGUGGCCACUUUAACACUGGAUAUGGAUUUCUAAACCAAAUAAAGUUAAUUUUUUUGUAGGAGCCCCUGGAAAGGCCACUUAUGUUGGCCUAUUUAUUUAGAUCCCUACUUUAAAAGAUGUUCAUCUAUAAAACUUUAAAUUUUAUACUAGAUGUACAUUUCUGCUGUUGGCUAUAUGUGGGAGAAGGCAAUACUGAUGGGAUGUCAGAGUAACUGUGGCUGUGAUUGUGAAAAAUUUGUGGAGCUCAAAGGAAUUUAGUCUGAUUAGCUACAAUUAAGAUUUUGGUAAUUUACAAAUGCUAUUGGAAACAUUUUUAAAACUUUGAUACUUUUAAAGUAUUAAAGUUGUGUAAGCAGUGAUUUAAGUAUAAUAGUAAUGAAUGGAUCACAAAUUUAUCCCUGGCUACUAUUAAGUAUGAUAAAAUGUACCUGUGGGAUCAAAGAUUUGUGAGGAUGGGUUGUUAUAGAAGGGUAAACUAAGUAACUUGUUGCAGGGCUUCAUUUUAUUCACACUAACGGCACAAUCUAAGAUUACAGGUGUUUCAUUAGCUAUUAAAAAGUCACAGUGUAUAGCUCUUUAAUUUAUGUUUCCAAAUGUUUAAGAGUUUAUGGCUAGGGAUGAAUUACCAAUAAGACUAAAUUUGAUUUGUUGUCUUUAAUGAUUGAUUGGUACCAAGAUGAAGCUAGAAGUUUGUUUAUCUGAGUGGUGAUGGUCUAUACAUGUUUGAUCCUUGAGUUUUAGAGUGUGUUCUGGUUUUUAUGUAAAAUUGUGAUUUUUGCUGUUUUUUGUGACUAAAGAUGAGCUUUAUUUAUUUUAUCUCUUAAUUUCCUUCUUUGUAUUCACAUCUGGCAUAGCAAUAAUAUUGUUAAUUAAAUAUAUUCAAGAAAAACAAACAUUCACACACCUGGGUUAUUGUAUUGUUGGUAUUUCAGUGUUCCCUCGAAACAUUGCUUUGGACUUUUAUGACUGUCAAGAUACUGAAUUAUAGCUGUUUUUGCUUUAUUUUUUUCCUUCACAGGCCAUACUAUGGCGCUUCCAGCAGAUGGAUCCCCAAUGUUGGAGGCACAUCAAGACAAAGGUAAGGAUCAUGGUAAGGUAUGGUUAAAUGAAGCCAACAUGGUUUCUGAAGACCAUGGAGAGGAGUUGAGGUAUAGUUCACCUCCGCGGUCUGUGGACUGUUCUACCAGCUCCAGUAGUAGCAAUACUACCAGCUCCAGUGGUAGCUCUACCACUAGUUCCACUGAAGACGAGGUAGGUAAUGAAGACCAGCAUGACUUUAAAUCCCGAUUUCGGGUUGUCCAGGUCCUUCGACCAAAUAUUAAAUUCCUGUGGGGUAUAGGAGUGCUUGAAGAGUCAUUGAAACUUCUGAAUUCGACGAUUCAUCAGCUGUGCUCCGCUGACAGUAGUCUGACAGUAGUCGAUGUUGCGUCACAGUUGCUUGAGAUUCUUCCCCCAAAUUUCCAAUACAUACAAGACAUUGGGGUGGCUCAGAAAUGUCAAGAAGACACAGCUCCCUGUACUUCACUUGAAUUCACAUCUGGACUUGACAAAAAGCAAGAGCCAAUUUUGCGUCCAGAGAAGUUCAGACCUAUCGCUACUUUGCAACAUCAUCAGGUAGGUUUGGAAGAGGACGGGGCUUCUUUGACCUCCAGACAUGCCAGAAGAAUAACGAAUAAGGUGUAUGCUGCGAAGGAGGACGACCCACCAUCAAAGCUUAGUUUUGGUACCGUGCUUCCUUCCAGCUUUAAUUUCACAUCUGGACUUGACAAACAGGAAGAGUCAAUUUUGCGUCCAGAGGACUCCAAACCUAUCGGUAUCUCACCACAACCUCUGGGGGGUUGGAAAAAUGUAGUGGCUUCUUUAACUUUUGGCUGUGCCAACAGAACUACAAAGAAGGUGGAUGCUGCAAAGGAGGACGACCCAAAGCCUAGUCAUCAGGUAGGUUUAAAAGAGGACGCAGCUCAUGUGACAUCUGUGACUGGCAUAAACGGAAAGAGGACAAAGGACAGUGAUGCUGAAGAGCAGCCCCCAGCCAAGAGGACUAGGGACACUGUUGCUGAAGAGGAGCUCCCCACGAAGAGGACCAGGGAUAGUGAUGAGGCUAAACAGGAGCCCUCUGCCAGGAGGAUUAGGGAGAACCAAGCUGAUGAUGAGCUCCCCUCCAAGAGGACCAGGUACACUGUUGCUAAAGAGGAGCCCCCAGCCAAGAGGACAAAGAUCGGUCUUCCUGCAAGGGGUGAUCUCUUUUCAGCUUUUUGGUCACGCCCUCUUGCUGGAAAGGACCUCCCUGCCAAGAGAACCAGGGACGGUGUUGCUAAAGAAGGGCCCCCUGCCAAGAGGAUUAAGAUCACUCUCCCCGCCAAGAUGACCAGGGACAGUAUUGCUGAAGUCAAGUUACCAGCCAAGAGGAUUAGGGACAGUGUUGCUGAAGAGGAGCUUGCCGCCAAGAGGACUAAGUAUAGCGAUGAUGCCAGUUGGGACGAGGUCUUUCACAGCAUUCUCAGAAAGGUGGCAUGGACAUGUGGUAAUUCUCUGUUCAUUCCCUACCGAAAGACAGAAUAUGAAGAUCCCAUUCUGAUACACCCUGUCCCCAGUCUCCUACCUUGGACAUCGUGUAAGGAUCCUGGAUUGUCAUCCCCAGUCCUCAGUCCCUCUUGUAAAAUGGCGCGUAAACCUCCUGUUUUGCCAUCCCCCGUCCUCAGUCCCUCACCAUUGACGCAGUACAGUGAAGAUCCCAUUUUGUCACCCCGUGUUUUCAGUCCCCCACCAAGGAUGCCAUGUGACAUAGAAGAGGAACCAAUACCAUCAACAUCUAGUGGAAUUACAGCAAGAGUGAGUUCCAGACAUGUGUGGUUUAGCAGACAUGUGUGGUUUAGACCUCGCUACGUCUUGUCAAGUGACUCUGAUUAGAUUGGGAUCUGUAAAAACUGAAGACCAAUUUGGGAAGUCACAUUAGAACAUUCAUUUCUCUUUGGGUUUUUAUUAAAGCCAAUGGCUUUCUAGCAAGCCUGAAGAAACCUUAGGUAGAGCCUUGCACCGGGUUUUCUUCAUCUUUGUGUUUUCCUCUUAUCUCCCCCAUGUUGCAGGGUGUGAUAGCGGUUCUUCCCUACACAGUGCUCUCCAGUACAGUAAAUUAUUCUAUCCUGUUCCUCUACUAAUCCACUCUCCAAGUUUUUAAUCUUUCAGGUUGUAGCUGCUCAUCGCUGGAUCCUUUCAUCGUUGCCCAUGUGGUUCCUGCCUUCUGGAUCUCUUGUUUUUCACACUGUUUGUUGGAUCCCCUCAGCCUGAAAACCUCCACCUUCACCACCGUCAGUCAGAUGGAGGAAGAUAAGAGAAUCCAGUUGAAAAAAAAUUCCUUUCAUAACAGCAGAGCUUUGAUAAACUUUGUGCUGAUGAAAGGAGGAUCAGGAAUAGAGCAGAGGACCUGCUGAUCUACUGGUUCUGGUUCUAGUAGAUUUUAUAAAUGCAUGACUGAGACAAGACAACAGCACUGGACCAAUCAGGAGAGAGAAGACACAGAUAACUGAGGGGACACAGAAAAUCCUGCUGAAAGUCCAUAGAAGAAGUUUCCAGCUGAGGACACAGAAUAAAGAGACAGAGAUCAUGUGAAGUUGGAUCUCCUCAGCCUGUAAACCUCCACCUUCAACACCACCAGUCAGGUGGAGGAAGAUAA